GAUAAAGCAUAACCGUCAACAUACAUGUUUCCUGUCAUAUCCUACCUGAUUCCUUUCUAUAAAAUAAUACUAACAGUUUAACUUUGACUAGAGUGUUGUGUGCAUUACAAGUCGUUCGGUACAAUGAUUAGUGAAAUUUGUUUUGUAAAUAUUAUCUUUACAAUAUACGGAGUAUAUUAUAAUGUCCUAGAGGGUUGAUAUAAACUAAGGAAUCAAUCUGACGAUAAAGAUAGAGUCAACUCGAUGUAUUCUCUUGACAGAAAGUUAAGAAAGGACGUUGGGUAAUUGUCACAUGCACUGUAAAAGACGAACGAAUAUAAAUCGUUAAUAUAUACUCGUGAGCUUAUCUAAAUAUUCAUCGACAAAGCUCCGCAGUAAUCUUGAUCGAUCCGUUCGCGAACAUUUUCUUUUCUUCUUACCUACUUGCUCGUUCGGUCGUUCGUUCUCUCCUAAUAAUAACAAGUUUUCUUUUCGAUAAAAUUUUCAAACAAAUUUGUUAAACGAUUGAUCGAUCAUACGAAGGACAACAUGGAGGAACCUCGCUUGGAUAAUGAUAAAGUGGAAUUAAAUAAUAAAGGAUUAGACGAUAAGACGAAUGAUGUUGAAAAAAUUGUUAUAUCAAAGGAUGUUGUGUCCGUUGAUAUGACGGACAAAAGAUCGCAAGCUCACAACACACGAGCUGUUAAUACUUUUGCAGCGAAGAAAACUGUAGCCCAAGGUAUGAUGGAUGUAGCAUUGAUUACAGCUAAUGCUAAUCAGUUAAGGUACCUUAUUGAAUAUCAACGAAAUAGUCCUACCUUUUACGUUAUUCUGAUCCUCAUUGUCAUCAGUCUUUUGCUACAGAUCGCCGUUGGUGUAAGUUUAAUUUUUAAAGGCAGAUUCGAUAUGAAAGGACAAUCAAAGUCACUUAAUGCACGAAAAAUUAAUAAUUACGUUGUUGUCGGUGUAUUUCUUAUAACUAUUAUUAACGUUUUUGUCGCUGCAUUUAGUGUAACUACACCGGCUACAACCGAUAUUACAUCUACGUCUAGGUCUACGUAGAUAUUACGCAUGCAAUAAUGUUCAUUUUCAACAUUACAAAAAAGAUUUUCCCAUAAUAAUUUUAUUAUUAAUUUAUACCCUGUUUGUGUGUAACAAUAAUUUGCAAAUAAUAUGAAUGCAUUAGAAACAGUAUUUACAUAUUGUUUUUUUUUUUUUUUUAAUAUCGCUCGAGUCUCGUAUUUAUAACUAUUAAUAAUUGAUUAUUAAUAGUUUUUCGAUUAUUUCGUGAAUUAAAACUUAUACUUAUGUAACAAAUAUUUUUCAACGUUUCUUUGUUUAUGUAUUAUCAACAAUUAUAUUAAUAUGAUCGUAUAGAGUAUUGG
This is a messenger RNA of Vespa mandarinia (Asian giant hornet), 1364 nucleotides long. RefSeq names its product ninjurin-A. Gene Ontology annotation, cellular component: membrane. Gene Ontology annotation, biological process: cell adhesion; tissue regeneration. NCBI's taxonomy places the organism in Eukaryota, Metazoa, Arthropoda, Insecta, Hymenoptera, Vespidae. The record is from RefSeq and is a predicted model, not a curated record.